AUGCAUGUACGAGCUCACGAAGGCACCACCAAGUAUAAAUGUGAAAUUUGUAAUCAAGGUUUCACUAUAAGUACUCACGCCGCUGAACACAAGUAUUUUCAUACGGGAGAAAAGCCGUUCCAAUGUGAAAUAUGCGGAAAACAUUUCAUGUAUUCUUGGUUUUUAUCCAGACACAGAAAAUCAACGCAUUACGAAAUCCUCACCGGGAAUCCUUUGGUAAAAUACGACUGUUCCAUUUGUAACAAACAUUACGCUACAGCUUCUAGUUUGAGCAGACAUAAGCUAAGUAAACACAAAAAAAUCGAUGGUUCCGUACUUUGCGAUAUCUGCGGAAAAAGAUUAUCUAGUAGGGAAAAACUAAAGUUUCAUCUUAGGACGCAUACAGGUUAUAAACCCCACGCGUGUCAUUACUGCCCGAAAAGCUUUUCCAAGAAAGAUCAACUCGUCGAACACGUUAGAGUACACACCGGCGAAAAACCAUAUAUUUGUAAAUAUUGCGGUAGGGGUUUCACUCAAAGAACACCACUGAAAACCCACGAAAAAACUCAUAACAGAGAAGAAUCAACGGCUUGCGUAGUUUGUGGUGUUUCCGGAAAUUGCCCACAUUUUCCUAAAAAAUUUCCCCACCGUAAAAGUAUUGCUCCUUGCGUAAUAUGUGGUGAAAUCGGUCCUUGCCCCCAUUUACCAGCUAUGCCUUUGAAAACUAGUAAAAAUGAAGGUAUAUCGUGCCCUGUCUGUGGAUCAGAAAAUCUAUGUGAACACUUACUUAAAAUGAGUAUGAUGACGCCGACGAGAGACGACGGAGCUUGUUAUAUUUGUGGAGACUUGGGUUACUGUCCCCAUAUUUCUAGAAACCCCUUUAAAACGAAUGAAGAGAUCACAUGUAAUAUUUGCGGGCAAAUAGGAUCUUGUGCACAUUUACAGAAUAUGAUGACGUUUCCGUUCCCAUCUUAA
Diorhabda sublineata is the source of this 954-nucleotide messenger RNA. Its product is annotated as zinc finger protein 239-like. Gene Ontology annotation, cellular component: nucleus. The record is from RefSeq and is a predicted model, not a curated record. Bases 1 to 954 code for a protein of 317 amino acids. Gene Ontology annotation, biological process: regulation of transcription by RNA polymerase II. Gene Ontology annotation, molecular function: RNA polymerase II transcription regulatory region sequence-specific DNA binding; DNA-binding transcription factor activity, RNA polymerase II-specific. Lineage: Eukaryota; Metazoa; Arthropoda; Insecta; Coleoptera; Chrysomelidae. The transcript has a single exon.